AUGGUUAUUCUGCACGUCAAGCGCGGGGACGAGAGCCUCUUCCUGUAUAGCACCAGCGUGCUCGAAGCCAUCGACGUGCUCGUGCGAGACAUCACUGCCAUUUACAAUGGGAGGCUCAAAGUGGACCGAAUUUGUGCAGAAAUGGGCGAGCUUGCCGAGCACGGCGUCACCCUGCCACCCAACAUGCAAGGACUGACGGAUGAGCAACUGGUGGACCUGAAGCUAAAGGACGAGUGGGAGGACAAGUGCGUGCCCAGCGGGGGCGCCGUCUUCAAGAAGGACGAUAUCGGCCGGCGCAACGGACACGCGCCAAAUGAGAAAAUGAAAGCCGUGCUCCUUAAAACUGUGGACGAGGCAAAGGCUUUAGUCUCCAAGAAACAAGUGGAAGUCAACGUGUGCGUGACAAUGGCAAUGGUGAAGGAAGCGCUAGCCCAGCUGCGGGGUGCAGUUAUGAUCGUGUACCCCAUGGGGCUGCCUCCACACGACCCUGUCCGGAUGGAGUUGGAGGACCGCGAGGACCUGGCGGGGACGCAGGCGUCGCUGCAAGUGCUGGAGGAAUCUGAGUGUCAGCUGUGGUGGGCGGCCAAGGAAAUGCAGCGGGACAAGAAGCUGCGGGACUACAUCGGCAACAAUGACAAGACCAAGCUAGUGGUCAAGCUCCAGAAGAAAGGACAGGGGGCGCCGGCGAGGGAGCCUCUUGUCACCAAUGAGCAGCACAAACAGAUGAUGAUGCAUUAUUACAGAAGGCAGGAGGAGCUCAAGAAAUUAGAGGCGGCAGAUGAUGACAGCUACAUGGACUCUCAGUGGGCAGACCGCCAAGCCCUGAAAAGACAAUUUCAAGGCCUGAGCAACAUUAAAUGGGGACCCAGGUAA
Messenger RNA from Nerophis lumbriciformis (worm pipefish), 873 nucleotides. The record is from RefSeq and is a predicted model, not a curated record. NCBI's taxonomy places the organism in Eukaryota, Metazoa, Chordata, Actinopteri, Syngnathiformes, Syngnathidae.